Sordaria macrospora k-hell is the source of this 1449-nucleotide messenger RNA. RefSeq lists its product as uncharacterized. The record is from RefSeq and is a predicted model, not a curated record. Lineage: Eukaryota; Fungi; Ascomycota; Sordariomycetes; Sordariales; Sordariaceae.
AUGAGCUACUCCUUCCGGGUCCUGGGCCGCCGCCCGAUGACGGUAUCACAAUGCGCCCACGUCGCGAACCCUCGACCACGCACAUUACGUUCCCUUCAAUGCGACUCCAGUACCCAAAACAUUUCAGCAUACACCGAGUUGCGCGCCACUCGAUCUUUCAGUUCAACUCCAGCUGCCACGGCAAGCAAGCGAAAAGAUAACUAUAACGACGCUCUCGUCCAAUACACGACACAAAAGGGCAAGAUCUGGCUACCCGGUUGCGAAAAAUGGAUUAAGCCUUGGAAGCCCGUCGACAUUGAGACAUUCGCGUCGGGUUGGACCCGAGGAGAUCCCCUUCCCGUCGUGUUUCAGCGCAUGAAAAAACGCGAUAUGGACCUAGAUGAGGUCGCCUUUUACAAAAAGCUCAUUAUCCAGCUGUGUCGCCAGCGUGAUCCUUCCUUGCCAAACGACCUCCACAAGUUCGACUGGGGUCCGGCUUAUCCCGAUGUCUACGGACCCGACAAAGCGGAGGAGCGACGCAGGCUGCUCAACAAGAAGAUCAACGGCCGCCUUCGCUCCAUCUAUGACGCCUUGCUUGACUGCUAUCCGCAUCCCGAAUGGGUCUCACGUUUGCAGACAAAGACGCCGAGUCAGUGGAUCGCCCAGAUAGUAGACCUUCUGUCCGAUCCGGUCAGAGAAAUCCUGGCCAGUCCAUACCCGCCCACCGUCGCCAAGCUCAAGGAGCUUCCCUGGCUCAGGGUGGACGAACAGAACGCAGGCGUCGAGCUGGGCGUCUACGGCCUUCUAAGCACUCCGCCCCAAAGCCAAAGCUACGUGAGUGACGACGUCAACCUGUAUGUAGGCUCAGCAGCUUCGCGCAGAGGAGGGCUUGUUUUGCGUCUCGUAACCCAUUAUUUUGCUCUACAUAGCGGGGAUGCUACCAAGAAGGGCGCAGGCUGGGUCCAGGACGCCACCUUGAACCUCACCAGACCCAAGUUCCCCUUUAUUCUCUUGCGGCUUCCCAAUCCCACGGCCUCCAAGACUGCCACCAAGGCUCUGGAGGAUCUGCAGCUUAUCGUUCUGGCCGAGGCGUUGUUCAUGGUGUAUCUCGGAGCCAUGUCGACAGCGGGGCCCAGGAAUCACCAUCCUCUUGCACGGGCGAGUCCGUGGGACAUGGAAGAUAUUUCGUAUCGAGGCAUUUCGGGCGCCAAUCCCCUCUGGGAAGCGUACGGCGCCGCGAAGUGGGAAGAGCAUGGUUACGAGCAUGAGAGACGGCUGUUUGCUCGUCCCCAGGAGUGGCCUGGCUGGCCCACGAGGAACCAGAGGAAUAUCAAGUCGCAGAAGGAAAGCGAUGAUGAAGCUAUCGCGGCCAUCCUUGCGGCGGCCGGUAUCAAGGCCUUUCCUGGAAGACUCGGGUCGCGAUCGUCGUCUCAAAGGGAGGAUCCCGUAUCUGGCAGUGGGGAUUCGUAG